AAGGUUGUGGAGGAACAGGGCCGAGCAGCAGCCUGGGGACACUCAGGGAAACUUCAGCUAACCUACUGCAGGUUUAAUCUUUUUAAACACAAAAAACUGCCAAUUUUAUACAACAAUUUUUUCUACAUAGUUGUGUUUUUUUUUUGUGAGUUUCAUAUGUGCUCAUACAUUUUGUGUUUUGAAUAAACUCAAAAUGAAGUCACUGAUACUGGCGCCGGUGCUCCUCAGUCUUCUGCUCUCAGAAGUGUAUUCGGUCCAGGUGACGACACCUGUGUCGCAGUACAGCACAGGUCUGUUUGUCCCUAUCACACUCCGCUGUGAUUAUUCCACUUCAGCCAACCUUCAGACUGUGCUGGUCACGUGGCUCUACAAGUCGUUCUGCAAAGACCCUGUGCUCGAAUACUACUCCACAGGCUACCAGGCAACUCUCCAACUGGGUCAGGAUCCGUCCAAUGACUGCCCAGAUAGCCAGCGCACUAUUAGGACUGUGGCUCAGAAAUACGGCUCCGGUGAGACGACUCUGGGUCCAGAAUACAGCGGGCGUAGAAUCACCGUCCAGAACAAGGCGGACCUGUUGAUCCAAGAGGUGAUGUGGUGGGACAAUGGUGUCUACGUUUGCUCUGUUGAUGCCCCUGGAGAUACAAGUGGAUAUCCGACGAAAUACAUCAAGCUCAUAGUUUACAAUUGGCUGACUGUAUUCUUCUUAAUCAUCGGGGCCUUUCUCCUUAUCAUCCUCUUUUGCAUCUGCUGCUGCCAGUGUUGCCCGCAGAAAUGUUGCUGCUAUGUCCGUUGCCCAUGCUGCCCACGAACCUGCUGCUGCCCCGAGAAAAUGGUGAUGCAACACAGGAUGAUGAAAGAGGCCCAGAAGGCGAUGAGCUCCUGGACUAAUGGUCAACCGAUCUACGCACCCCUGAGCUCUCACAGCUCUGCAUAUCAAAUGAAUCCCAUGUUGUAUGCAGGUUCAGCAUCAGGAAAGAUCCCCAUGUCCCCCAUUCCUCCUAUGCCCCUCCCACAUCCUGGUCAUCCUGGCCCUAUGCCUGUCCACAUGCCUGUCCACAUGGCAGGACCUAUGCCAGGACCUAUGCCAGGACCUAUGUCAUCACUAAGCAUGCACAGCAGGGACAGUGCCAACAAGGUCCUGGAUUAUCUUGAGAACCAGGUGAGGGAGAUGGAAGUAAACAACGGCAUGAUUCCACCUCAGCCCGUGCACAUGGUCCAGACUGUGCCCUUCUCCGCCGGCCCACCCAGCAUGCUUUCUGGGUUGGACGAUGGCCCCGCCUCCCGCCGUCACCACCCGACACACUCUAGUGGCUCGUCAAGCUACAACCGGCAGCGCCGGCCUCCUUCAUCUAGACAUGGCAUUCCACGCAGUUACAGCCAGGAAGACUUUCUGGAUAACCGGAGCCAAGCGAGUUAUCGGCCUCGUUCACGAUCAAGAGAGGACUUGCUGGAGAACGGUAGAGGAUACUCGGAAUAUGAAAGCGGCAGGAGAUCAGGUGGACCUAGAAACGGAGCCCGGGGUGGACCCAGAGCCGGACAGUGGUCUGAUCACCCACCGAGCUACAGCGAGUAUGAGCCAGGCCAGAAGCCGACAAGGCGGCCCGAUCGCUACCCUGCUACCAGUUCAUUGAGUGGUACAAGUGUAGUAAUCUGAAGCCUCUCUGCCUUGCACCAUUACGGAGACUAUCCCGAAAGCAUGUGCCAAGGACAGCACUGCAUAGUGAAAAGUAUUUGAAGAUUUUUAUAUACUUUGUAAAGAAAUGUUACACUGGGCAUGACCAACACUGCCUUUUGAGACCUACUGCCUUAAUUCCUAAGCUUCAAAGAAUUGAAGGAUGUUAAUGCUGUUAGACAGUUUUUUUAUUCCCCAUCAAUGGGUGAGCCUUUGGGCUCUUUUGCCAAUUUCAUCCCAUCUGUUCCAUGCUGUAUUUCAAGGCAACAUAAAAUUCAGUGGCUGCCCCGACUCUAGGGAUUUUAAGAACAUGGUUUGUAAAAUGAAGCAGGUGAGCAGUUUCUCCUUUUCUAGUCCAUAAUCUAGUGCAACCAACUGUAAAGUGUGUGUAUGUAUGUGUGUGUGUGUAUGUAUGUAAUGUGUGUGUGUGAUGUGAUGUAUAUAAAUAAAAUAUUAAACAGCUAUAGAAUCAUGAUGUGCCCCAUAUUGUGUGUGUGUGUGUGUGUGUGUGUGUGUAUGUAUAUA
Silurus meridionalis is the source of this 2197-nucleotide messenger RNA. It is a transcript of the gene ildr1a, whose product is annotated as immunoglobulin-like domain containing receptor 1a. The transcript has 8 exons. Lineage: Eukaryota; Metazoa; Chordata; Actinopteri; Siluriformes; Siluridae. The record is from RefSeq and is a predicted model, not a curated record. Gene Ontology annotation, molecular function: high-density lipoprotein particle receptor activity. The coding region runs from base 194 to 1654 and encodes 486 amino acids. Gene Ontology annotation, cellular component: plasma membrane.